AUGAGUAUGGAAAACCCGCAACAUAACCUCAAUGAAGACGCGGAUAAGACCAAGUACCAUUGUGCGCACUGUGACCAGCCGGAGAAUGACGAGUUGCAAAUGGCUUUCUGCGAUCAUUGCCAGAACGGCUACCACUACAGCUGCGUCGACGGUCCCACGACGGAAAAUGACGAUGAAGAGUGGAUGUGCCCCCUGUGUCGAAAAUCCGAUACCGACAAUCCUGAUCCGGAAGAUGAAGAGAUUGCGGCAGCAAUAAACGCAGUAGAGCUGGAGAGGGAACGUCAGCGGAACCGUCAGGCCCAGAAAUUGAAACUGGCCCAGAUGCAGAUGGAACUCGAAAAAGAGAAGCUGGAAAUGCAAUGGGACACUGAGAAGAAGAUUCUUGAGAUGAAGAUCAAGGCGGAAACUGACUUCAAUCGGAAUCACAAGGCCGAACGUAAGGAGUUACAAAAGGAAUUGAAAAAGUUGACCAAACAACGACUGCGGAAGGAGAAAAGUGCGAAUAAAUCCGGUACCGUCGGGAAGAAAGAGGAAACGUCAAACCCUACAGAGUUCCGCGACGGGAACGUUAGUAAUUCAACUCCAAUUCUGCAAGCUGGUGCUUCAGAAACGCAGAUCAGGAGAAAGAAAUUUAAGCAGGGAUCGGUAGUCUUCGGGGAAAAAAGUAAAACCUCAGUGGGGGAAAAUAGCAGCUUCGAGGCCGAAUCUGAAGACGGCAGUAGCGCCGAAUUAUCAGAUGAUAGCAGCAGUACCGAAUCGUCUGAGAACAGCAGUAGCACCGAAUCUGAGUCCGAAGAAAAGGGGUCCAAAAAGAAGAAGAGUGUUAGAGCAGGUCCAACAAAGGCGCAGAUGACCGCUCGUCAAUUCUUGUCUCGAAAGCUUCCCACGUUCACCGGCCGCCCGGAGGAGUGCUUGAAGGUUGCUGCCAGAGAUGCGGUCAGCAGUCGUCUCCUGUUGCCGGAUGCCGUGCCUCAAGUAGUGGAGGCGCUGCGUAUGUUGUACGGACGUCCCGAGCAGCUUUUAAAUACGCUUUUAAAAAAAGUGCGGAAGGCUGAUCCACCGAAAUCGGACAAGCUGUCGUCGUUCAUCACCUACGGGGUUCUCGUCCAACAGCUCUGCGACCACCUCGAAGCUUCGAAAUUGAUGGACCACUUAGUGAACCCGAUGCUCAUUCGGGAACUAGUGGAUAAGCUGCCAGCGAGCACGAAAAUUGACUGGGUACGCGAAGUGGUUAACUACUCGGAAACGUCAUCACAGGCCAGUGGUGGUAAAACGGGAAAGCCACAGAACAACAAGGGCAAAGAGCAAGAGAGUUACGUUUACAAGCAUAGUGGGUCUGAAGUUGCCGCUCAAAACAAAAAACCGGAACGUACACCGUGUGCGAUGUGUGGAGAAACCAAUCAUCGAUUGCGGAAUUGUGAUAACUUUCGCAAACUCAGCGUACCACAACGGUGGGAAGCGGUUAACAAAUGGGAGCUGUGUCCAAUAUGCCUCAAUGCUCACGGAAAAGCGAAGUGUAAGCUGAAUAUUCGCUGUACCGCAGAAGGUUGCUCGGAACGCCACAAUAGACUACUGCAUCCUGCCGAGUUUCAGUCAAGCUGUAACACCCACAGCGCGAUAUCCAAGGAUUCGAUCCUGUUUAGAAUGGUGCCGGUUAAGAUAUUCAACGGGAAUAAGGGCCGGUUGCCAGUGACCGAUUACGCUGCAUCUGCACCAUUGCUUCUGAUUGGACUCAAACAUAUCGAGCUUUUCGCCCCGUUGGAAUCUUGCGUCAGUCAACCAGGCGAACCGAUUGCCGUGCGCUCUAAACUUGGUUGGACGAUCUACGGACCGCAAGACUCAACGCAAGGUGAGGGAUUUCUAGCACAACACUCGUGUGCUGGGAUAUCGAAUGCAGAGCUACACGAUCUUCUCAAGUCACAGUACACAGUCGAAGAAAAGGGCUUCUCGGCGGAUUUGAUGCCGGAAUCAGACGAUGAUCGAAAAGCUCGGGAAAUGCUGGAGGAGAAAACUGUUCGCGUCGGCGAUAGGUUCAUGACUGGACUGCUGUUCAAGGAAGACAACCCAACGUUUCCGGACAGCCUACCGAUGGCGCUGCGGCGCAUGAAGAGCCUGGAGAAGAAAAUGUCGAAAAACCCUAAGUUGAAAGCUGCAGUGAAACAACAAAUAAUCCAGUAUCUGGAAAAAGGCUACUGUCAUAAAGCAACGAAGGAGGAACUGGCAUCUGUAAUCCCUGGCAAGGUUUGGUACUUGCCGUUAAACGUUGUUGUCAAUCCGAAAAAAGACAAGAUUCGCUUGGUAUUGGACGCGGCGGCCGAAGUGAAUGGUGUGUCGCUCAACUCCAAGCUCCUGAAAGGGGCGGACUACUUGGCCUCUCUACCAUCCGUGAUCGCCAAAUCUCGGGAGUUUCUCAUCGGAUUUAGAUCCGUGAGAUGUUUCACCAACGCAACUGUUUGUAUUUGGAAACGAAAUCUACGUGAUGGAUUGUGUCAUUUUUGGAGCCACCUGCUCUUCUAG
This is a messenger RNA of Wyeomyia smithii (pitcher-plant mosquito), 2517 nucleotides long. RefSeq lists its product as uncharacterized. The coding region runs from base 1 to 2517 and encodes 838 amino acids. The record is from RefSeq and is a predicted model, not a curated record. The transcript is spliced from 4 exons. NCBI's taxonomy places the organism in Eukaryota, Metazoa, Arthropoda, Insecta, Diptera, Culicidae.